UGUAGAGGAGAGUAUACUUAGCUUAGAACGUCAAAUUGUUUAUAUUAUAAUAAUAUUGCUUUAAUGUAUUAUGACAAAACUAUUAAAACUUCUUAUGAACUUAUAUUAACUGGCUUGAAAGAGACAUCAAGAGCUACAUCUAUUCAUGAAUUAGGAAAUUAUGUUACUGUUAAAACAGACUUUCCAGUUAGCCUAUGCUAUCAAAUAAUUAGAAAAGCCUUAGAUAAAGGUCUGACUUGCAAAACUAUACGACAAAUUGGUGAUCUCUAUAUGGCCAUUCCCUCGAAUAUGGAAAUCACGACCAAGUUAAAACAAUUGAAUCGCUAAAAGAGAAACCCUACUGCGUAUAAUUUAAGGAUUGCGUUAGAUGCCGAUUGCAUAAGGGAAAUCAUGAUAAAACCAUUUAACAACGUUGUACAAUCAGAUAAUAUUUUUUCGCAGCAAUAAACAGGUGUUCCAAAGUCAAAUGCUAAUUAGAUUCAACUUUACUCAAACUAAAAAAAUAUUUUGGCGACAUUUUCGGCAGAAAAUUUAUUCUUUUACAUAUAUACAAUAACAAUUAUCAAAUCAAUUAUCAAAUAUUACAUUAAAGCAUAUGGUAAACGAAUGUGCACACAUAAGAUCCUGAUGAUGCUGUGUAUGGCGAUGACAAUUGCUUGCCUGCUGCAGACAGGGGAUACAUACCCUUCCAUUGGACAUUAUGGAAAGAGAUUCGAUCCAAUGAGUGGAAUUGAUUUUAUACAGAUUUGUCUCAAUAACUGUGCGCAAUGUAAAAAAAUGUUUGGUGAUUACUUCCAAGGACAGACUUGCGCCGAAUCGUGCCUAAAGUUUAAAGGGAAGGCCAUUCCUGAUUGUGAAGAUAUUGGAUCCAUAGCACCAUUCCUCAAUGCCCUUGAGUAAAUGCUUUUCGAGUUUAAUUCGCACCUUGCGAUUUUAUUCGCAUCCAAAAGAUUAUAUUAAUCAUUAAAAUACUGAACCUUCUGUCACUUUGCGAAACACAUCUAUCCUGUUAAAUUGAUGAAGCUGAAGAUCAUGUAACCAAAGAAGUUUUAACAAUCUGUAGAAAAUAAAUACUAGCACUUAAAGCACAUAUAAUUUUUCACAUUUUAUUUAAUUGGGGAAUAAUCGUCAUGUAUUUAAUUUACAAUGAAUAAUUUGACCUUUAUUAACCUAUGAUGUAUUUCUGCUAUUUUAAAAUAAUACAUAUAUACAAAAAUGAUAGAAAUGCAUGGAAAUGUCGGAAAUCUAUAUUUCGAAUGGCAGUGUGAAGUUGGAGCUGACUGUCAAUUAACAGUGAAAAUGAAUAUAGCAAGACUAGAAGAAGAUUAAAUAGGACAAUGUAAAGAAAUAAGGAAAGCAUGAUAAUGUAAAAAUUAAAAAAAGCAACGAAAACAA
Messenger RNA from Drosophila sulfurigaster albostrigata, 1395 nucleotides. RefSeq names its product eclosion hormone. The record is from RefSeq and is a predicted model, not a curated record. NCBI's taxonomy places the organism in Eukaryota, Metazoa, Arthropoda, Insecta, Diptera, Drosophilidae. Gene Ontology annotation, molecular function: ecdysis-triggering hormone activity. The transcript has 4 exons. Gene Ontology annotation, biological process: ecdysis, chitin-based cuticle; neuropeptide signaling pathway. Bases 607 to 900 code for a protein of 97 amino acids.